AUGGACUUCGACACGUCGCUUUUGGUCGACGAAGUCUGGGAUGCGAGAAGGGACAGCCGCCACGAGCCAUCGAUUACAAACAUACCGCUGCACUAUGAACGAGCCAAGGCUCUUUGCCUAAGCCGAGGCCUCACAGUCGAUGACAUUGCUGAGCUGACCCCAAGAUUUUGGGACUUCCACUUCGAUCCCAUUUCUUCUCGGGACAUGACAGCUUUCGUCAUCGCAACGAUUCACCUCAACUUGUGUGUCGGAACGAUUGCCAGAUUCUCGCGUGAGCGACCUGACCUCAUGGCCACCCUCGAGGAACUUCUCGCUUUCAAGGCUUGCGGAGAAUUCAUGUUGACAGAGGUCGGCCAUGGCCUCGACGCCCGCAAUCUGGAGACGACUGCGACGAUGGAAGCCGACGGGUCUUUUACCCUGAACACGCCGAACGC
Messenger RNA from Colletotrichum abscissum, 434 nucleotides. RefSeq lists its product as uncharacterized. Gene Ontology annotation, molecular function: oxidoreductase activity, acting on the CH-CH group of donors. The transcript is spliced from 3 exons. NCBI's taxonomy places the organism in Eukaryota, Fungi, Ascomycota, Sordariomycetes, Glomerellales, Glomerellaceae. The annotation marks the transcript as partial. The record is from RefSeq and is a predicted model, not a curated record.